AUUAAUGGCAAGUUUAUGUGCAGAGGUCUGAUUGGGCCGAGGUCAGGAGGAGGUGCAGGCCGGCCGGAGCAGAAGGUGCGGCCACUAUCGGUGAAGCCCCCGGUAGGGACAGUGCAGCCAACCGCUAGGCCCAAGCCCAAGGACACUGAGACUCCUGGUCCCAGCAACACCUGUUCUCCACAAGCAACUCGGCUUGCCAAGAGAACUAAGAACAAAGUAGCUGUUCCUUCCACAAGUACAUCAGACAGUGUAGCGAAGGUAACACCUGCCAAACUGGUGGAAGCUCCCACUUUCUACCCCACAGAGAAAGAAUUUGAAGAUCCACUGGAGUACAUUGACAGCAUCACUCAUGAGGCAGAGAAAUAUGGCCUGUGUCGUGUCGUACCUCCCUCCAAUUUUAAGCCCGAAUGUAAAGUGAGUGAUGACAUGAGAUUCACAGCCUACAACCAGUACAUCCACAAGAUGCUGCACCGCUGGGGACCCAACGUCAAGGAAAUGUUGGCUAUAAAGAAGUACUUGGCAACUCAGAGCAUAAAUCUCAAUCAGCCGCCUUGGAUUGGGGGGAUGGAGGUAGACCUCCCCAGGCUCUACCAGACAGUGCAGCAAUGUGGAGGUCUUAAGGAGGUGAUAGAAAAGAAACGUUGGCACAGGGUUGCUGAUACCAUGAAGAUACCAAAAUCUGCCCAGGAUAGAGUUACCAAACUGGACGACAUUUACUGCAAAUUCCUGCUGCCUUAUGAUACACUUUCUCAUGCGGAAAGAACACAGCUGUUUGAGGAAGUGGAGAAGGAUUGGAUCGAACGAGAAAAAAGAGUAGCAAACUCCCAAGGUGAAGACGAAGAUGAGGACAGUGAUUCUGAUUCUGAUAUUGAUGAGUGUAUAACGAAGGGUCGCAGCAUGCCACUCAGUUCUUUCUAUCGUAUCGCACGCAACACCAUGUCUAUGUGGUUUCCAAAGACAGAGACACCAUCAGCAGCCGAUGUAGAAUUGGAGUUUUGGAAACAUGUAGCCUCACGCCAGCAUCACGUAUGUGUAAAUGCUGGUUCUAUAGACUCGGGUAGUGUCGGCUACGGCUUUCCGACUGGCAAGAACAGCUCCACCUCUCGUCACCCUUGGAACCUCAAGAUGCUCACAAACAACCCUGGCUCUGUCCUCAGGUUUCUUGGACCCAUCAUGGGUGUGACAGUUCCAACACUGCAUGUGGGGAUGCUGUUCUCAGCCUGUUGUUGGUACAGAGACCCCCACGGCCUGCCAUGGAUAGAGUACUUACAUACCGGUGCCAGCAAGAUAUGGUACGGUAUCCCGGACUCAUCGUCUGCACAGUUCAGAUCAGCUGUGAUGAGCCUGGUGCCCCGUUUGUGUCGAGACAAGACCCUGUGGUUAGCCUCUGACACUGCCAUGGUGCCACCGCCACUCCUGGUCGAGCGAGGAGUGUCACUCAGUCGCAUUGUCCAGGACCCCGGACAGUUUAUCAUUGUCUUCCCCAAGGCCUUCACGUCUAGCGUGUGCACAGGUUACCUGGUGUCAGAAAGUGUGUACUUCGCACAGCCCUCGUGGCUCGCCACUGCACAAAACCUGUUUAACGUAAGUCAUAUGUUGACACAAGAUUACAGUAAUAUUUGCCAAUGGCGCAGUGUAGUGGGUACGGCGGUUAUCACAAGAUAACCAGAUCAAGCAACGCCGAGCGUGGCCGCUGCUUG
Messenger RNA from Homalodisca vitripennis (glassy-winged sharpshooter), 1700 nucleotides. It is a transcript of the gene Jarid2, whose product is annotated as protein Jumonji. Gene Ontology annotation, molecular function: DNA binding; histone demethylase activity. The record is from RefSeq and is a predicted model, not a curated record. The transcript is spliced from 8 exons. Gene Ontology annotation, biological process: chromatin remodeling. Lineage: Eukaryota; Metazoa; Arthropoda; Insecta; Hemiptera; Cicadellidae. Bases 16 to 1665 code for a protein of 549 amino acids. Gene Ontology annotation, cellular component: nucleus.